Messenger RNA from Cannabis sativa, 405 nucleotides. Its product is annotated as agamous-like MADS-box protein AGL103. The coding region runs from base 1 to 405 and encodes 134 amino acids. The record is from RefSeq and is a predicted model, not a curated record. Lineage: Eukaryota; Viridiplantae; Streptophyta; Magnoliopsida; Rosales; Cannabaceae. The transcript has a single exon. Gene Ontology annotation, molecular function: protein dimerization activity; DNA binding.
AUGCUUACUGAUUUGUGCAAUUCUAAGGUGUGCUUAGUAAUCUAUGAUCCCAAAGGCAAUCUAGAUGUGUGGCCUGAGGACUCCACGGAAGCUCAUUCUAUCAUCAAUAACUACUACACCAAAUUAGAGUCUAAGAAGAGAAAGAAUAAUGAAGUGUGUCUCUCUAAUGUGUUGGAGAAAAAGUUGAGAAAACUUGAAGAAAAAGUUAGUUGUACUAUUACUACUACUUCUACUGUUAAUGGGGCUUCAUCAGUACCCUUGAUUUGGGAUGAAAAAUUAGCUGUUUUAUCCAAAAAUUCGUUGAUGGAUAUGGCACAAUGCAUAAAGGCUAAGAUUAUAGUUUUGGAUGAGAAGAUUGACAUGGUUAAAGGAAAAGACCAAGCAAUUUUACAAACCCUACUAUGA